Rodentolepis nana is the source of this 2019-nucleotide messenger RNA. Lineage: Eukaryota; Metazoa; Platyhelminthes; Cestoda; Cyclophyllidea; Hymenolepididae. The record is from the annotation of a GenBank genome assembly.
AUGGAAGCAAAUGUUUCGGAAAACACUACUCUUUCUACAAAAUCAUCCUCUAAUGAAGAAAAGGGCAAUUCAACGGAGCGAAGCACCAAAACUACCAAAUCCCCUACCCGCUCACAUAAAGAAGACAAACAAUCAAGCUCAUCACCAGGAAAAAGUAAUCAUCGUGAGGAAAAUAAAGAACCACAGCCAUCAGCUGGCCUUCCAGUAUCUCAAGUUACGCGACAUAACGUGGGCAAAUACAAGCUUGUCCGUACUAUUGGGAAAGGUAACUUUGCCAAAGUCAAGUUGGCAAUUCAUAUGGCAACAGGAGUCGAGGUGAGUUUACUUUUUACUAUCCUUCAAAAACUCAAUCAUCCCAAUAUAGUUCGUCUUCUAGAGAUCAUAGAAAAUGAUGAAGUGAUAUGUCUAGUGCAGGAGUAUGCCAACGGUGGUGAAAUAUUCGAUUACCUCGUUGCACACGGCAAAAUGCACGAGAGAGAAGCUCGGGCCAAAUUUCGCCAGCUUGUCUCCGCUAUCGAUUACUGCCACUCCAAAAAUAUAGUCCAUAGGGAUCUCAAGGCUGAGAACAUUCUCCUAGACUCCGACUUAAAUGUCAAGGUAGCGGAUUUCGGCUUGGCUAAUACCUUCGUCCCAGACCAAAAGCUCACUACUUUCUGUGGUAGCCCACCUUAUGCAGCUCCGGAAUUAUUCCUUGGAAUUCGUUACCAUGGACCGGGCGUGGAUGUUUGGUCCAUGGGAGUACUACUUUUCACCCUUGUGGUGGGUCAUUUACCUUUCGAUGCGACGGACCUACGAGAGCUGCGCACAAAAAUCCUCACAGUACGUUACAAUCUCGGCAAAGGCGAAGUCUCCAGCGAUCUUCUUGCACUCCUCAAAAAGAUGCUCGUUUUAGAUCCGCGUGAUCGCUACUCCCUUCGUGCGUUAAUGAACGAUCGAUGGCUGAACAUGGGGUACGACACUCUGAUGAUCCCCUUUGUGGAGCCAGCCCAAAUACACCUAAAUGAGGUAUACGUAGAGCACAUGAUUCGUCUCGGAUUCACAGAAACCGAUCUCGUGAACUCUGUUCUUACACCAGGCUUUGACCACGUCUUCGCUACUUAUUCCCUUCUGCCCAACAUGUUGAAGAAGCAAAUCUCCAACAUUCCAUCGUCGAUCGCAGAGAUGACAUCAAAAAUAUCAUCGACGGGGGAGAGUGCAUCUUCAGGGCCUAGUAGUGGUGGGGGACGGAAGUCGGAAGGUGGGCGGGCAGUCGGACGCUUCAUAGUGGAGCCCGCGUCCAACGACAGCCAGCUCUCCUCGUCUUCGCGACGACAAGCAUCUCAUGCUCACCAUCGUCAUCAUGGGGGCACAGGUGCAGCUGGGUCCGGAGGGAACUACUUAAGCAACUAUUCAGCCACUUCCUCCCUGCCCUCUGCCCUCAAGCGGGCCUUGGCUAGCGUGGGCCGGUCUCUCACGGGACAAGGCGGAGGCGGGAAUUCAUCGACAACCUCAACGGCAGCAUCUAGCAGCAAUUACUCCGCCAGUGCUGCUGGACCAUCAAAUGGAGCCGAUUGUGAGUUUGUAUUUCAUGCCAGUUUUAUCUACCGUAGGCAGUUGGUAUGCGCACGCACUAUUCACUACAAUCUCGUCUUUUCUUAUAGACCAUCGAAACAGGCAACGGAGCCUACACAAUUAAUUCGCUAUGGAAAGCGUCAGGUGCAGACGCGUCCGAGGGAGGUUCGCAGUCCCUGGGGUGUGCAUGUUACCUCCUCGAAAAGUGCCUCGGAACUCAUGACAGAGGUGAAACGAGCUCUCAAGACUGUCAAAGGUUGUCAGUGGGAGGCUGAUUCUGUGUGGCUCUAUCUCCUACAUUGUGGUUGUCCCACCUCUCCUGUUUCCUCUGACAUGCUCCAAUGGGAGAUGGAGGUCUGCAAUAUCCCCCGAAUCCACCAGCGCGCUGUCUGUCUCAAACGAAUCCGCGGAUCCGCCAUCCAAUUCCAGAAGGUAGCUACCCAAGUAAUGGCCACUAUGCGCAUCUGA